CAAAAGCAAAGCAAGCCACGGUGGUUCCAUUACUGCAUUUCUUGCCCACUGGGUCUUUUGCCGCCUGCCAACCUUCUCGUCUCCAUCCCCCCUCUCAGCACGCUAUCGCGGGUCGAUCCUCUUCGUUGGAUCUUAUCACGGCGGCGCCUGUUCAUCACAUAAGCUGUUGCUGCUCCUGCUCCUGUUUGUUCCUCUCAUUUUUACUGGUGUGUUGCCGCUGCAGCCUCGACUCCUACAGGCUAUAAGUGCUAGGCCACACUUCCACCCCAGCCCCAAUCCCUCUGCGAACUGAAAGUUUCCUCUCUGUUUGUCUCUUCACCCCCUUCGACCAUUACCACUAGGAUGGUCUCUACUCCUACUAUCUCCCGCCAGCGACCGGGAUCCGCUUGUGAGGAAUGUCGUCGUCGCAAGGUUCGCUGUGACCGACGACGUCCCCAGUGUCAGGUCUGCUUCGAGACGGGCAUCGAGUGCAAAAUUAAUACGACAAGGCUACCCCGGGGACCCCGCAAGGGACAAUUACGGACCCUUCGCACACGCAUUGCCGCACUGGAACGAUGUCUGGCCGACCAACACCCCGAAAUCAACCAUCAGAUGGCCAGUAUCUUUGAGGGCACGGUCAUUGACUGCGACAGUGAAGAAGAUCCGCUACGAGACCUGCCUCCGCUGCCCGAUCCGAUGUCAGGCACGAUGCCCGAUCAGUCCAGUGAUGACCAUGACCGCCGGACUGGGACGCGAUCUCCGCGAUCGCCCGAAUCUCCGAACCGGCCUUCCAGCCUCGUGUCUGACUUGAUGCGAGCCGAUCUGUACGCUUCUCUUGGAUUGUUUGGAAUGUCCACUAACUUGUGCAGGGACCAACUCUACUUUGAUCGGGUGCACCCUUUUGCCCCUAUUUUGCAACGCUGGCGCUACCACACCUGGGCGAAGCAGCCCAAGAAGACGGAAGCGCAAACCUGCCUUCAGUAUGCCAUGUGGACGCUGGCGGCCAGUAUGUCGGCCCAAUUUCAGUCUCUCCGCGACCGGUUGUAUGCAGAGACGCGCCGGAUGCUCGACUCGCUGGACCUCCAAGGACCCCCUACGGAUACGGCGCCCGGGAUCGAGCCAGCACAGGCUUGGAUCCUCGUUUGCAUCUACGAGUACAUGCAGCAAUCGCCGCUGCAGGCAUGGAUGAGUACGGGGCGAUGUUGCCGGUUGGUCCUGGGGAUGCGACUGUACGAGCUGGAUGACCCGAAUAGUCCAGUGACUAUGGCGCGCGAGCACGAGACGGUGCUGGUGGACUGGAUUGGGCUGGAGGAGCAACGCCGGACGUUCUGGAUGGCCUACAGUCUGGACCGGUUUAUCAGUUUCCACAACGGGUUGCCGUUCACCUUGGAUGAACAGUUGAUCACUACACGCCUCCCUUGCCCGGAAGAAGACUUCCAAGCUGGACAGCCCACCCUGACAUCCUACCUGUCCGAUGUCAUGUCUCCUUCUGCCCCUACUUCUCCUAUUCCCACUGCAACCACCAUGCCCUCUCCCACUGUCUUUGGUCGAUCCUCUCACUCUCAAAUUCUUCUCCCUCACCCCCCACCACCUACUCCGACUGCCACUCCGACCCUCGGCCUCCCGGAUCCGCUCUCCUCCUUCACCGAACUCAUCCUCAUCGCCACCAUCGUCGGCCGCGCUCUCACCCACCGCCAAACCGUAGCCGUCGAACAAAUCCACCCGCCCAACUUCACUCAUCUCCCCUCGGACAACUUCUGGACGCGACACAACUAUCUACACGAACUGCUCACCUACCGCAUUGCCACUUUGUCCAGCUAUCCGCAUGUUGAUCCCAUGCUGAUGUUCGCCCGCAUCGUGGCCCAAAGCAUGGUUCUGUUCCUGCACAGUGUGCUCGAGAGCAUUACCUGGAAAUCCGGGGAUCACUUGCUGGGGAUCAUUGAUUUUGAGCGGGUAUGUGUCCUGGCGGCACACGAAGUAGUGGGGUUGGUGAAGAUGCAGGGGCAACUGGGGUACUUUAAGGUGCAUCCCCUUACGCCGAUCCCUCUGAUGAUGUGCACCGAGUUCCUCUCGUCGCACGGGUACCUCGAUCCGUCGUUCGAGAUGAUGAUGCAUGACCUGGUCGAGAGCCUGCAUGAUCUCGAUAGGGUGAAAAAUCCCGUGCAGAGUCCGCCGUUGUCGGUUCAAUAACAUCUAUCGUUGAUUUCUUUCGUUGUGUUGUUUCAGUUUGAUCUUGUCAUUCUUUUCAAGGGGUUAGGGUAUGGUACGGGUGCGUUUGGUGUAGUCGACUGGUCGGACUGGGAUAAGCGGGGAGUACUCGGGUUUCAUUCUUUGGACAUUGAUUGGAUUUUCGAAGCAGUUGCGAUAUGUCAUCUGCGAACUUUGAUAAAAGGUUAAUUACUAUACCAUUUGCUAAUGGUAUCAUCCGUGCUGGUUCAUGGCGGGGAAGCGCAGAAGAGAGGAAGCAGAAAGAGAAAGUAGACGAACAAGAAACCUACUUUCUCGUGAGUCAAAUAGAAAGAUAAUAUAAUUUACAAUCCCAUUAUUUAAUCCACUUCAACCCAUUC
This is a messenger RNA of Aspergillus piperis CBS 112811, 2546 nucleotides long. Its product is annotated as fungal specific transcription factor domain-containing protein. The record is from RefSeq and is a predicted model, not a curated record. Gene Ontology annotation, molecular function: DNA-binding transcription factor activity, RNA polymerase II-specific; zinc ion binding; DNA binding. Bases 343 to 2169 code for a protein of 608 amino acids. Gene Ontology annotation, cellular component: nucleus. Gene Ontology annotation, biological process: regulation of DNA-templated transcription; DNA-templated transcription. The transcript has 4 exons. NCBI's taxonomy places the organism in Eukaryota, Fungi, Ascomycota, Eurotiomycetes, Eurotiales, Aspergillaceae.